AUGAAGCCUCUCUUCUUCCUCCUAUUCUUUCUGUUUUCACUAGAAAAAACAAAUUCCCACCAAGUACUGCAUCCCCAGUUGGAGUUCGACCUCGAGCUCCAGCAAUUACUGAAUCAUUCCACUGCAGAAUUUAUUACCGAAAAUGAAUCAAUUAGCGGCAGAGCCAGUAGGAAGCUGGCUGGCGGAUGCAACAUUUUCCAAGGCAAAUGGGUAUACGAUGCUUCAUAUCCUCUGUAUGAUUCCUCAUCAUGUCCUUUUAUAGAUUCAGAAUUCAAUUGUCUCCAGUACAAAAGGCCUGAUAAGAUGUUUCUCAAGUAUCGGUGGCAACCCUUUUCGUGUAAUCUCCCAAGGUUUAAUGGGGUGGCUUUCUUGGAGAAAUGGAGGGGGAAGAAGAUUAUGUUUGUGGGGGAUUCACUGAGUUUGAACAUGUGGAAUUCAUUGGGUUGUAUGCUUCAUUCAUCAGUGCCUAAGUCAAGGUACAGUUUCAUACGGAGAGAAGGGAUUUCACAAAUCACGUUUCUGGAUUAUGGAGUGAGUUUAUUUCUAUAUCGGACUCCAUACCUGGUGGAUAUGGUGAAGGAAAAUAUGGGUGUGGUCCUACAGUUGGACUCAAUUCGUGACGGUGAUGCUUGGAGAGGUAUGGACCUUUUGAUCUUCAACUCCUGGCAUUGGUGGACUCACACCGGAAGAUCUCAACCAUGGGAUUACAUUCAAGAUGGUAACAAAAUAGUAAAGGACAUGAACCGUUUGAUUGCUUAUUAUAAAGGGAUGACGACUUGGGCGAGAUGGGUCAACCGCAAUGUUGACCCUUCCAAAACCAAAGUCAUCUUUCAAGGAAUUUCUCCUGUUCAUUACGAGGGCAGGGAUUGGAAUGAACCAACAAAAUCUUGCGCUGGGGAGACACAACCAUACUUUGGUGUACGGUAUCCAGCAGGCACACCUUUGGCCACAGUUAUAAUGAACAAAGUGUUGAGCAGAAUCAAGAAGCCUGUUUAUUUACUUGAUAUUACCACUCUUUCUCAAUACCGUAAAGAUGCUCAUCCCACUUAUUACAGUGAGCACAAUGGCUUGGAUUGCAGUCAUUGGUGCCUCCCUGGAUUGCCUGAUACCUGGAAUGAGCUCAUGUAUGCAGCCCUUUUCGGUUAA
This is a messenger RNA of Oldenlandia corymbosa var. corymbosa, 1146 nucleotides long. NCBI's taxonomy places the organism in Eukaryota, Viridiplantae, Streptophyta, Magnoliopsida, Gentianales, Rubiaceae. The record is from the annotation of a GenBank genome assembly.